AUGGACCGUCGAUAUUUAUAUGCUUUCAUAUUUCUGGCUGUCUGUGGGAAUUUUCGACGAAAAUUAUCAGUGGCUGGCGAUAGCUUUGCAUCAAUAGCACAACUCGAGAAAAUUGUGAACUUAGAAAUUCAGCUGGGUGAAAGUUUGGAAAGAUUUCUCGAACAGGAGAAUAAACGAUUGCAAGAGAUCAAACAAUUCGCGAAACGCGUAAAGGAAGCCACAGAACUAGUUAAGAAAGAUGGAAUGAAAGUUCUCGAAAAUCCGACUGCAACAUAUGCUGUUAUAAAGCGCUUUGCAAACGGAUGGACAGAAUUGGCAGGAUUUUUAAGCAAGGAUUACUCUCAGAGUAAGUAAAUAACUAACAAUUAAUUUAGUCAGGUUGAUUGACCCAAUUUGAUUAGAUCAAUCGUUGUGCUAAAUUGCUUUUGAAUAAAUCGAUAUCAGCAAUACUAAACAAUUAAUUUAAACUAGAGCCUGAUACAGUGUCUGCUAUCAAAUUGGUCGUUUGAAUUUAGCUGUCCGGCUGAUCCGCGCGUUUUCCACCCUUUUCACGCAUGGUCAAAUAAUAUGAUUCCACAGUCCUGAGCUCUGUUUCCUAGCGCGUGCUGUCAUCCAGACUAAAUUUAAAUUUAAUUUCUUUAAAAUAAGCUCCUAAAGAAAAUAGUAUUCGAUUUCCUUCGAACCACCUGAAGUAAUCUUACUACUUGGGUAGCCUGUGCCAGGCUCUCAGAUAGUAGGGACGCUGGACGUUAACUGUUGCGCCGCAACUAGCACCGUCUUCAAAUCGAAAAACGAUUUCUGUGACGGAGCGAAGCUGCGGCGCGUCGACCUCUAAAGUGGAUUCAGACACAUAUGCAUACUUGACAUACAUACUUUAUUGUUUCCUCCCCAAAGGGGCUUUUCAGGAACAAUCAUUAUUUACAAGCAUUACCAUUAUUUAACUAAUUACAACACUUAACUUAGAACUAAUUGCAAUUCUUAACUAAUUACUAAUUACAAUACUCAGUUAAACUUAACUAGGAAGCAUUUACAAAGUUAUCUAAAAGCUGGUUCCUUGAGAGACGUUUAAAAAUGUGAACAGAUUGGAUUAAUUUAAGAAAAGGUUCUAAAUUGUUCUAAAGCUUAGUAGUCCUGAAAUAAAAAGUUCUCUUUCUGGAGGCUGUUCUGAAAAGAGGAACAUUGGAUAGGUAUUCUUACUAUACCGGAUAUAGCUUUUUGUGUCGGCAUGAAAUGAUAUCCCCUAAAUAGUGUGAACAUGACAUUAGAAUCACGUUUACGAUGAUUAUUUGGCAAUUCAAAUUUCAACCGUCAACUUUAUUCAUUCAUUCACACAUACAAUUACAACAUUCACGACGGCUUCCACCAGCGUAUAGAAGAGCCGAAUCAAGGCUGGGGAAGAGACACAAAUUUAAAGAAAGUAAAGGAAAAAAAGAAAUAUUUUACAAACAGUAACAGCUGUCGUAAAGUAAGAAUUAUAGUAUGAAUUAAGCUAUCUAAAUUACAAUGUGAAUUACAAAGAGAAUGUAGGUUAAGUCGUUCUCCUGAGCUAGUUAAAUUUAAGUUGAUGCAUGAUUUCAGUGAUUUCAAGAUAGCCAUUAGAUUUAGAUAAAAUUUCAAAGAGCUUACUCCUUAAGCAAUCUUCAAUUUGAAUCACGUACGUUUUCUCUUUACUUGUACUUUGCUCGAACAGAUUUGCAAGAUUUACUGAGGACAAACGAGUGGCAGUUCCCUAAUUACAACGAGGACCUUGUGGGAGCCAUGGCGGCAUUGUAUCGUCUUCAAGAUACAUACAAUAUAUCAAGUGUUGAUAUGAUAAACAAUAAUAUGCCAGGUAAGCAAAAUAAAAAUUAGGUAGCUAUAAAGCUCGAGUUAUUGUGCAGCCCCGUCACUUCUCUUUCUUGAUCGUGUUCCCACUUUCUCAACAAGCUCGUGCGAAAAACGCUAGCUACGCUGACUACCAGCUGGUCAAACUGCCGAGGAAGUUCACGGUAUUCGCGCGGCACUGAAUAUGGGCCCAAAGGACGGUUUGAAUUAUGACGUCAUACGUUGAAGAAAAUAGAUGAUUUUGGGUACCGCUCGCUGAUUAACGUAGACAUAGUUCCGUGUGUCGCUUCUUUCCUUCCGGACGGAGAGAAGUGCACGUGACAACAGGUACGUGAAGUGGCUAAAGCAAAAUAAUGCUUCAGGAGAAUAAAAAAUGAUUUCGUACCGCAAUGAAUUGGUGGAUAAAAAAGAGCAUUUACAUGUAGGUAUAAAACCAUGCCAAGUCCUGGAGCGUACUCCCUAAAAUAGCCUGUGAACAGGCUCUCUGUUUGGGGAAAAAAAAUCGACCAAAGGCCUGUUCACAGGCUAUCCCUAAAAUGGCCCAUACAGAGAGGCUCCACCCGAAAGGGGUACCACUUUCAGGCUUCAGGUAUAUGACAGGGUAGGGAUUCACUGGUUGAAGUAUGUGAAAGGGCCUGAUGUAAAAUGGCCCAAAAAGGCUAACAGAUGCAUCUUAUGGCUGUCAAAAAGUCAAGUAAACGUUCUGGUUUUGUGAUUUAUUCGUAUUUUUUUGAAGUGCGGUUUUGUACCACGUGAAUAGCUGACUGCAAAGGCCAUUAUAUUUGGACCCUCUCUAAGAGAUUUCUGUGUUUCACUUUUAGGAUGUGGCCCUGCGCCAGAGCUUUUAGCAGAGGACUGUUUUGAACUAGGGGUGCUGGCUUAUCAAGCAGGGAGAUACGGACAGGGCCUGGACUGGCUUAGGAUGGCAGAUAAAUUGACCCGUCACGGGAGACAUGAGGGAGCAAUAAAUCACACAGAAGUCUUGGAACACUUAGCAUGGGUGGAAUUUAUCGUAAGACAAUUCAAAUCACUCAGUGACCUAAAUGGCAGAUUAAGGGGGAGGUGACUGGGUUGACGAUCGAUUAGAUAGCAAGGUACCCUUUUUCUGAACAGUUAGACUGCUUGCAGUCCGCCUUUUCCCUUAAAAUCCGUCUAGUUCUUACCUCAUUCAGCGCGAUCCCAAAACCACGACGUUUACGCCCUCGUUUCUCGCGGUUCCUGGCUUCGUCGCUCGCGUGUUUAGGUUUCGCGUGCAGUAACUUUGCAAAGAAAAAGAAGAGACUGCUCGCAGUCUACUGAACAGUAAAAAGUAUAGCGUCGUAUUUUCACGCGGAUUUUUCCUGAGGGUAGGGGGCGGCUGUACUGAGGAUACAAAAAGUUACAGUGAAUAAUAAUGUCAGAAAAAAAAGCUGGACAGUUAUUACAUAAAGGAUAGGAUGGUGGGCCACUAUCGUCUCUUGAACAACACCUCGAGUUUCUGGAAGGGCAGAUCAGUCAAGGAGCCAUCAUAGUCUCUUCUGUAGUCGGUCAAUCCGAGGUCACACUGAUGCUUCCAGGCCGUGCGUGAUGACCCAAGCGACUACUAAGGGGACUAGGGCGGGGUAGCCUGCGAAAACAUCCGUUUCUCCUCGCUCUUCGCCGAUGGGGACGUUUCGCGCGGAUGAAGACGAAGAGCGAGGAGAAACGGAUGUUUUCGCAGGCUAAGGGCGGGGUCGAACCAUACAGUUCGAGUUCGGGUCUUAGAUUUAAUUUCUUGUUCGACUCCAAAUGAAACUCGGGCUCAGACUCAACGUGCUGUUAUCAACUAAAAGUUUAUCCCCGACAUUGCAAGCUAAUGUAGUGAAAUCUUUAACUUUAAAGAGCUAAGGCUCGUUUCUUUUCCUUAUUUCAUUAGAAAGGGAAUCCGGAGCGUUCUCUAAAUCUUACGUUGGAAAUAUUAAAAAAAGGUAAGAUUUCUUUUCUCAGUAUUUCAUUGAAAACUGAAGUCUUUCGUCACUUUUUUAAGAGCUGGAAAGGAAUCAUACAUUAUAAUGUAUUUCAGAACCUCAACCUACAUCAGUACCAUACUUGAUUUCGAUUUCUGUUUGCUUAUGAAACGAAGUUAAGGCGAACCAUAUACAUCUCGGAGGGACAAGCAGGAUACCGUAGAUGGGGACGCUUACAUUUAUUUAAGCACGGGGGAGAGGGUUAUUUUAUUUAGCGAAAUGGGGCGCUAUACUGCUUUUCAAACAACCAGAAGAUGGUCAAUUCGCCGUAAAGAACUAACACAUAAAGUGAAAGAGCCCAACUACAUGAAGUCAGGAGGUCAUGAGGCCGAAGAUUAAAAACAAAUCUGAUCUUCCAGCACGUGAAUAAACGAUACCGGAUCAGUCUACAUGAAGCAAGUGCUGCAGUCGUAGAUAGCUAAUUACCACAAUCUAUCAUUUAUUAAUAUUGAUUGUGAAGAGCUAUAAUAAGAGGGAAGGGGCCUUAAUACAUUUUCUCCUAAAAAUAGGCCUUGCAGAGAAUUACAGUAAGCCUUAAUAGAAACGCUCAAAUGCAUAGAUCACCCUCGCCUUACCCUCUCGCCGACCGCACUACAUAUCUUUCUGGUCCCCUUUUUAGUUUCUUUUUAACCGUAAAAUCAGUUAAAAGAGGAGCGCAAGACAAAAUCUAAACGCAAGGCUGCGUGUGCGUUAACGGCCUAGCCCUCCCCAGCUCUCGACUUGUCGAUUCCACCUAUCCAUCUUUGCAUACGUCUGGCGACAGUAACACACUUUCUAAAAUCUACAACGAACUUUACCUUAGAUAAUUUAUUGGUAACAAUGUUUCAAUUGUAGUUCCUCAUAGCAGACAGGCCAAAGAAAAUGUCAUGCACUACAAGCGAGUCGUUGAACAUGGAAGCACUGAAACUUAUGAGCAAACAAAGGCUAAGGAGGAGGCAAUCAACACAGCUGCAUUCACACAGGGCGAGUAUGCAACACUAUGCAGGGGAAAUACAAGUCAGGUAAUGGCUUUUACUUUUGUCUGCCGCAGGCAACCCAAAUUUAUGUUUCGAAGAACACAUUCCUAACAACAAAUUCAUUGCAUUUUCGUUAUGUAUAAUUUUUCAGAAAUUCCAACAUUUAUGAACAUCUUAGUCUUUUGUGUCAGUUCGACCUCAAAAUUGGCUUACUAGCUAACCUUAUCAUACUCUUCCUAUCUCUAGUAUAUUUCAAGUUGAAUUCCAUACUUUUGUAAUGCGUGAAUUCAUCGCUUGAAAAACUCAUAAAGGAUUAAAGUGAUACUUAUUCUGAGACAAGGAAUGUUUAGAUAGCAAAAUCUCCCAAAAUUGGUAAUGUCUUUAACCCACAUAAUAGCCUUUCCGUCCGCCAGCUAAAUGCCGCGUCACGUAAAAGCCUAGAAAUUCAAACGUCCUCUGUCGCAAAACGAAGAACCCUUUGGAACCAAAACUUUGUUUAAACAAAGGUGUUUAGGUGCUGUAAUACCUCGUGAAACUCAGAAACUCAGAAGAAUCGGUAGUUUCUUAGUUUGAAUUUUGGUGACGUCAUGUGAAAACCGAGAAUGAGAAAGUCUAAAUUAUCGUCACUUUAAUGAUUUCUUUUUCUUACUCAGAGUACCCCUCAAGGUAACCUCAUUUGCUGGUACGAAAACAAAAAGGACCCUCUGCUCAUGCUCAGACCUGUUAAAAUAGAAAUGGUAUGGCGAAAACCCCGGAUCUUUAUAUUUAGAGACCUCCUGAGCCCUGUGGAAGCAAAACAAAUAAAAGACAUAGCCACGCCCAAGGUGAGUUGCCAUUAAGUGGAUCGGAGUGACCCAUACCCCGUUAAAUUUUGCCUUGAAUAUCUCGUAUUCCAUAUAUCCCUAUAAUCCAAUGACAGUUGGAUUAUAGGGAUAUAUGGUGUUUUGAAAAUGUAAAUGCUCAAAAAACAAGCAGAGCAAACAUUGUUUUUUUUAUCUGCCUCUCCUUCCUUUCUCCUCGCCAAUACUUUCCUCUCCUUUUCAAAUUCUCUUCUUUAGACAGUGUGAUUUUCGGGCUAAUCGGACGCAAGAAACUUGCGUUUCGGCCUGGCUGCAAUUUCCGAGGGAUCGGGAGAAAGUGUUUCACAGAUCUAGAGAGGUCUAUGCUUGUAUUAACCCAAUGCGUUUCACGUUCUCCAGCAUGGCGUUUUUGUACGCGUGACUGACAAGUUGCAAAGGGCCCAUGUUAUUAAUUAUAACCAGGAGCUCAUUUUAUGACCCAAAGAAAGCGGACGUCUGUUAUAACUGAAAUAAUAACGUUGCUUAUGUGUUUAGGAGGAGGAGGCGUGGUCGAAAGGUUAGUUAGCGCUGGACUUGUACAUGUAAUACCGCUAGCUACGGUAGUUCCGGGAUCAAAUCUUCGGCCACGCCUGUGCGGCCAACUGGUCUGCCUCCGGCCAGUUGGGAUUCUUAACCAUGUUAUGUUCCAUUUAAAUUAUUAUUAUCAUUAGAGCAUUAGUAUUAGUGUUUACCGGCUUUAUAUUACUAUUGAUACUUGCGCAGAGAGAAAGAGAGGCGUGAAAAUAUAAAGCCUGUUUUAGUGUAAACUGCGAAUUGCUCUGAUGACUACAAACCGGCACUGUUUUGGCGUUUUUAUACUCGGUUUAGCCACCUUUAUUACCAACUUAGCUGUUUUACACAAUGUAACUACAAAUUUUAUUGUUGUCUUUAACUAUGCCUCGUUUUCUUUUGGCCUUGGUAGCUGCAAAGAGCAACAGUAUUUAACAAGGAGACUGGUGAACUUGAAAACGCUGAUUAUCGAGUAAGCAAAAGGUACGUAAACAGUUACGCGUCAGAACGUUAACUUGUAGGUCUGGACAAAAUCCUUUAACAACAGUGAGCAAUUCAAAUAAAACCUCUUUGACAGCACUUUCACUUUUUACUUUCAGUUUCUCAUUAUUUUGCGACACGAUAUUAUAUAUAUAUAUAUAUAUUUUUUUUAAUGCUUUUGCAACUAUAUUACGAGUUUGGCCUUAUUAAUAGUUAGUCUGAGUACAGAGGCCGAAAUGAAUGAACGAAAAAAAUGUUAGACUGAACUAGUCAUCAAAAUACACGGCGUCAUGCAAUACAAGACCGUCCGAGAAUGAGAGAGGAUGAAAGAAAGAUGAAUGAACAAAUGAAUUGAUUGACUUGAAUCAGCUUCAAUCGAUAAUCAAUCAAUCAAAAAGUAAAGGAAGGAAGGAAGGAGGGAUAAGAUGAAGGAAUUAAUGAACGAGCGAACGAAGAAACGAUGAGUAGGGAAAAGAGAGCAAAAAUUUUAAAAAGAGAGCAAUAAAUAGGAAGUAAUAUACUGAAGGAGUUUUAUAUAAUGCAGUGCUUGGCUGGAAAGCGAAGAUAGUGAAGUCGUCGCAAGACUGAACAGACGUAUUGGAGCCGUAACAGGGCUGGAAAUGAGUACCGCAGAGCCUUUGCAGGUACUCUAAAUAUGACAAAUCCCCAUCUCCGUUUUUUGUUUUCAGUCGUUCUGUUUUCUGAUCCUUAGGAAAGUCCAUAAGAAAAAAUUAAAAAUGAGAAAAACGGGAAGUAACACAGUAUUUUACCGUACACAUUCAUCUAGCAUGUCUGGGACAACAAUAUAAUCUUAUACAUUAAGCAAUGAUCAUAUAGUUUUUUUGCGCCCCUCAGUCUCUAUCAAACACACGUAAACCAAAACAAACUGUGACAUGUACGAGGUUUAAUUUUCUGCUCCAAUUAGCCGCAAAUUUUACCGAUCAAGUCGCAAAAUUUUACAUUUCAGGACGUCUAUUUUGAUCGAUCAAAGCUUAACAUGACUAUAAGCGAGACCUAAACUAUAAGCCGAAUAUAUCUUUCGCUCAACUGUUUAUUUAAUGACGAGUACUAUACUGUAUUAUUGCAUUUAUACCAGAUUGCAAACUAUGGCAUGGCUGGACAAUAUGAAUAUCACAUGGAUUUUGGAGUAAGUAGCAUCCUUCAUCAGUCAUUAAGCCAGAAUUCAGCCCAAUUACCGUCUUGGUAUAAAAGUCAUCAAAUAGGUCGCUCGAAUUUACUGCCGACCACGGCACCCCUGUGAAACUGGGUACGAAUGCCUUUCUCCAGUAGCCCAUGCACAUAACAGACGUUUAUUUUUUUCAUGCUCUUCGCUCUCUUCGCGUUUGCCUUCGCUCUCCUGAAAAAAGCCCGGCAAGCUCGCUUUCUGUAGAAUAGUUUCUUAGGGUAAUCAGGCCUGCAAUACUACUUUUUGGGCUCCUACUUUUGAUUACACAUACUGCCCCGAUUGGAAGUGCGCAAAAAGGUGUUGUACAUUUUUUUAAGGUUGUUUUUGCAAGUUGGAACAAUUAAGAAGGUCAUGCAACUUGCAAAUGAACGGCACUGAUCAAAAACUCUCCUUGGACUAUAGGGUGCGUGCCAGUCUGACCCAUCGCACUGAUCCAAGGGUCAGUAGUUUGUUCCGUAUCAUGUACCAGGCUUAUCACUUUUUAUUAUGAUUAUUUUCAGGACCCUGGUUCGCCCUUGGACUUAUCUCCGAACGGAAACCGCGUUGCCACAGUUCUUAUUUAUGUAUGUAGAUUCAGAAUGAGUUAUUUUGCCUUGACUCUUUAUUGCCUUCUGGGCGUUAAUGAUCAUUGAUCAUGAUCAACACAAGAAUGAAUAAAUAAACUUUCAUUAAAACAGCGGGGAGAAUGAUUUUGCUCGAGAACGAUCAUCGCAGAUAUGUACGCAACUUAACUGGCAGUCGCGAAAACAAAUUAAAGCCUCGGCUUUCACAAAGUGAAAUAUCUUUGUAAAUAGCGCUGUACCGAUAUUGCAGAGGUCAUGGGUUCGAAUCCUGUUCGAAUCCUCUUUUCUGUUUUUCUUAACUGCUUGCAAUAAGAUGAUCUUUUCAAGUGAAACUUGAAUUACGAUGACUAAACUUUAUUUCUAUUACCUUAACAGCUGAAUGACGUCAGCGCGGGAGGUUACACAGUAUUUACAAAGGCAAAAACGUAUGUCGCUCCUACUAAGGUAUGAAUUCGAAAAGUAUAAAAUGCCAUUUUUAGUUAGUAUUGAUUAUUUUCGAAUCCCCCAUAAUACACUCUGUCUGCCCCCCAAAUUUUGCAUGUUAUUGUCUUCAAAUGCUCUAGGAAAAAUGCAGUACUCCCACUCCUACGCAUGCGUUCUUAGGGGUUCGUCACGCGUUCCUGCCGCACUAACCUUAGUGGAGUAGGAACGCGUGACGAACCCCUAAGAACGUCUGCGUGGGAGGCUAUACUCCCAGGAGCAUAUGAAAACAGGGGUUUAUGCAAAACUUGGGGGAGGGGGGCAAACAGAGUGAUAACCAUAUGGAGUAGUACUGGUAACAGCCAACUAUAGAAAAGUUUGCAACAUUUUUGAAGUCUUUAGACGAGCAUACUCUUCUUCUCAUACGCACCGAAUUUUUUACUUAUCAAAUGAAUCCAUACUAACUUCCCAUCAUCAGAGUCUUAUCUUAGCCCGCCUGUCCCGUCACCGCUCAUUUUGUAAGAAGUUUCAUCCGUCUUAGUUAUCAAAUUCAUCACUACACCCUAUCGAGAGGGGAUCUGUUGGCCCCACACCCUCUCUAGCUAUUUAGGUGUCGAUAGAGGCCUUUUUUCAAUAGACUGUCACGCGCGCUCGUGUUUCGCUCGCUCUACUAUCCGUUAGGGAAAAUGAGGGACUGCUCGUAGACUAUUUUUCAAAAAACUAACAGUGUUAGAUCCACUUCCUAAUAAAUCUUUAAUGUGAUUUUCAGGGGGACGCAGUAUUCUGGUACAACUUAAAACGAUCAGGAGACGGAGACUACGAUACAGAGCAUGCAGCAUGUCCAGUCCUGUGCGGUAAUAAAUGGGGUGAGUGUUCAAACAUUGAUCAGUUUAAUUUUAAUACACACUCUCUUCUUUGCACGAUGAAACACUCAAAAUUACGACUACUCUAGUCCGUCUUAUUUGAGUGAAGCAGUCUAAGUAGAUCACUAUUCCACCGAACCCGCCACCGUAGGCACCAGUUUAUCUGUGACUUCCUUUGGUCCCCAUCUUGCCCACCCGCCGUUACAUCUGCAACCAAGGCCAAACUGUACGAGAAUCAUUCCUUUUUAUGUACUCGUUCAUUUUAUCAGUCACCACACAAUUGUUCAUUUUAUUCAUUUAUAUUAAUACUCUUAUUUUGUUGUCUUUUAGUUGCAAAUAAGUGGUUACACAUCCGUGGCCAGGAAUUUCGACGAAAAUGCAGUCUUGAUCGUGAAGCAUAA
Porites lobata is the source of this 10027-nucleotide messenger RNA. The record is from the annotation of a GenBank genome assembly. NCBI's taxonomy places the organism in Eukaryota, Metazoa, Cnidaria, Anthozoa, Scleractinia, Poritidae.